Diaporthe citri is the source of this 1101-nucleotide messenger RNA. RefSeq lists its product as uncharacterized. The record is from RefSeq and is a predicted model, not a curated record. Lineage: Eukaryota; Fungi; Ascomycota; Sordariomycetes; Diaporthales; Diaporthaceae. Gene Ontology annotation, biological process: transmembrane transport. The transcript is spliced from 2 exons. The coding region runs from base 1 to 1101 and encodes 366 amino acids. Gene Ontology annotation, molecular function: transmembrane transporter activity.
AUGUUUUCCACUCAGCCUGAUGAAGGUCCGGAGACCAUGGGAAAUAGCCAAGGUCAAAACACCGAGAAGGACGAGACACGAAACGAAUGGCCCCAGGGAGAAUCCAGCGCCGAGUCCGAGUCGGACGAAAAGAAGAGGACAAUACGUGGCUUCCGCUGGGUCCUCGUCUGCGUCUCGCUGUACGUUACGUGCUUCCUGUACGGCCUCGAUACCACCAUCGCCGCAGAUGUCCAGGGCCUUGUGACAGAGGCUUUCGGCCAGGUCGACCAGCUCGCCUGGAUCGGGGCAGGAUUCCCGCUGGGAUCCGUCUGUGUCAUUCUGCUGCUGGGCACGCUCUACAACUCCUUCAAUAUCAAAUGGGUCUCCAUUGCAACCGUGGUGCUCUUUGAGGCCGGCUCGGCUCUCUGUGGCGGCGCUCCGAACGUGAACGCACUCAUAGUCGGUCGUGUCAUCGCCGGCGCCGGCGGCAGCGGAAUCUACCUUGGGUCACUGCAGUACUAUGUAGUCAUGACCGAGGAGAAGGAGCGCGGCUUCUACAUGUCCCUCAUUGGCGGCGCGUUUUCAGAUUCGGCAGCAACCUGGAGAUGGGCCUUCUAUAUCAACCUCGUCAUCGGCGCCAUCUCGGCUCCAGCUUUCCUCUUCUACCUCCCAUCGAUCCACCCAGUGCAGGGUCUUAGCAUCCGUGCCCGUCUAGCCCCUAUUGACUUUCUCGGCUUGCUCCUCGGUGCCGGAGUCUGGGUUAGCUUCCUCCUGGCUUUCACCGUGGCCGGUGGUCAGUGGCCGUGGGCCGAUGGGCGUACCAUCGCUAUUUUCGUUGUGUUCGGGGUGCUUCUCAUCACCUAUGUCUUGCAACAGUAUUUCGCCAUCUUUACAACACCGUCCCGCCGCGCAUUUCCGGGUCACCUGCUGCGCGAUCGGACACAAGUCCUUUUGUACGUGGUGGCAGCAGCCGGCACCACGACACUGUUCGUCGUCGUCUACUACCUCCCAAUCUACUUCCAGUUCGUCAACAACGACGAGGCUCUGAUGGCAGCCGUGCGUCUCCUGCUAUUUGUAGUCAUCGCCGUCACAGUCAAUCUCGUCUCGGGUUCUUGUGUAUGA